AUGGACGACGCUCGUAUUGGCCUGACCGACGUAGAAUCCCAAGUUGAAGACAGCGCUAGCACUGGUCCAGGUGAUUUGGACCAAUCGGUCGAUGAGACCAUCAGUCGACUCAAAUCCACCCUUGGAGUGCAACAAGUGGAAUAUCACUGUUCGAAAGUCAUUGGUAAGGGACCAGGGGUUAAGGCGAGCCAAUCUGAAUUCGAGGAAGAGAAACGAACCAAAAACCCCCGCCAACAUGAGUGUUACGGCCUGGUUGGCAAGUUCUCCAUAGUGAAUGAAUGCAGUAGGGGGGCUCGUCAAGGCAGGCUGGAGAAACGAAUUCGUCGUCAACGUCCCAUCACUUCUGGACCAGAAUCACAAGAAGCGGAGAAGAAGCCAAACGGCGAGGGAGCACCCAAGGAUGACGAGGUAGAGUGGCCAGACCCUACCGAGGAGUUUGUACAGGCGAUAGAUGAAAAACGCCUGCACACAAGCGCCAACGAUGGAGGUGGUCAACGGCUCGGUAGCUUGCCAAGUCGGGUUAUCCUCCACCAGGGACAUGUAGUGACCGAACUUUGUGAUGAACUUGUCCCACACGAUGAGGAACGAUUGUACGGUUUUCCCACUAAAACAUGGAGGAGCUGCGGUCAGCAGGAUGUGGGGGAGCGUUAUCUUGCACUCUGUGAAAAGCAAAAGAGAUCGUCAAGGGUCGUGUCUUCGACCAACAGCGUCUGCACCUACCAUGACCCACAGGAUCCCUUGGAGAAGAAACCCAGGGAGAUCACACCCACCGAGCCAUGGGCCCAUAUUGAGCAGCCUAUCAUGUCGGCUGACCACUGGGCAUCAGCGAAAAUCUGGGGCGAAUUCUUCGCACAAGCCCAGCAGUUCCACCCACAAACCCUUGCCAGUACUUUGGGACGUCGAUUGUCGCUCUCGUGGUGUCGAGAAAAGGCUUCCAGGGCCGAGGAGUGGCAAGAGACAGAUAGGACAUAUGCUUACUUCGACAGGUGGAGGACUGCAGUCCCCGUUGCAGGCGUAGAUUUCGGGGCCCUCCGCUAG
This is a messenger RNA of Acaulospora colombiana, 1038 nucleotides long. The record is from the annotation of a GenBank genome assembly. NCBI's taxonomy places the organism in Eukaryota, Fungi, Glomeromycota, Glomeromycetes, Diversisporales, Acaulosporaceae.